CGAGUACGAGUAUGUAGACUAUUUAUCAUUACGCUAACGCACAGUUGAGCACGGGACUGCAGCAAAUUAAGACGUAGUGCAUUAUCAAGGACGGGAGCGAUUCAAUUAGGCCACAAUACACCAUCAGCUUAUAUAAAUACAUAUAACAGUGCGUACAAAGCGAUAGUGAUUGAUUAGAAGUGCAAAGUGUAAUGGCACCACCACCACCACCACCACCACCUGGCUAUGGACCACCUCCACCGGGUCCACCACGGCGACCAUUAGUUAAAGUGGAAAUUAUACCGCCAUGGCGUAGGCGUCAUCACGACCAUCACCAUCAUCAUCAUCAUCAUUCGCCACCACCUCCACCACCGCCAAGUCAACCUGUUGUCGUGGUUGUGCCACAAGGUCAACAGCCACCGCCGCCGCCGUACUAUCCAGCACCAGGACCUCCGCCACCAACCCAACACUAUCAUAAUCCACCAGGCUAUUGAGGAACUUUUGUGCGAAUUUACGGAAAUAAAUGUAUUUAACGAAUGUUUAAUAUGGAAAGCAUACAAUAUUAUAUACAUAUGUACAUAAGUUCAUAAGUAUGAUUUCAUAUAUGCUUAGUUGUCGCGUAGUUUAAAUAAUUUUUAAAUGUUCUACAAAAUAGUAUUAAGUCUUUUUUGUCUAUUAUUAACUCAAAUAAAAUUUAGGGUUUAACACAAGCACAAAGAACUGUGUUUUUUCAUAUUAAUAACGGUGUUAUCAGCUGUCAUUAAGUUAUCAGCAUUUACUGAUUAUUGUAUCGCUGGUGUCUGUAUCACAUAUUUCAAACUAUUUAUAAAUUGUAAAGAAAUAAUAGAAAAUAAAUAAUAAUAAACAAAAAAUUACACAAUUUUUACUGUGGCGUUCAGUUUAGCG
Messenger RNA from Ceratitis capitata (Mediterranean fruit fly), 885 nucleotides. Its product is annotated as leucine-rich repeat extensin-like protein 3. The transcript has a single exon. NCBI's taxonomy places the organism in Eukaryota, Metazoa, Arthropoda, Insecta, Diptera, Tephritidae. The coding region runs from base 192 to 473 and encodes 93 amino acids. The record is from RefSeq and is a predicted model, not a curated record.